AAAACAAAAUUCAAUUCCCUCGAAGAAAGCAUGAUCAUCGAUUCCUUUGAGCUUGCGCAUUUCGCGUCAAAUCUCAAGCGCGGAUUCCUGCGGGAUACGAAAGUUCGCACAGCCAAAGGACCAGUAUAGAUUCACCCCUUGCGGAUACCACAACUGCUUAUCCUUGUGUGACGUUCGGAAAGUUAAGAUAUAUUCUGAAUAAAAUUCAAGUCAAAUUAAUAAAACUACAUAUCUAAGACAAAGUCCAGUCUCACUCAUUUUGUAAAGAGAUUUAAUGACGAUUUAAUUACAUUCAUGACAAUGUUGCUUCUGUUGCUAAUCACUCUUGCGUGUAUCCAUUCGAGUUGGUGCCAACAUGAUGUCUCCUUUGCCGAAAAUGUAGCUUCAAAUGCGGUACAUGUGAUUCCGCUUGGCUCGGAGGCGACUUUCCAUUGGAGAGUGGAUUUAAUAAAUGAAUUAGUGGUCGUGGAAGUUCAUUAUGUCGGCAACGAUAGCAACGAUUGGUUCGCAAUUGGAUUUUCUGAUUAUGGAGAACAGAAGCCUGCCGAUUACUGUGUUUUGUGGCCCGAUUGGCAUCAACAAGUUCAUCUUCAAGACUCAUGGGCAGACAUUGAUGGGAAAUUACACCUGGAUACCCAGCAGGACUGUGAGAAUUUUGCGUGGAGAAGACGCGGCAAUAUCACAAAAUUCACGUUCUCUCGCAAAUUUGAUACAUGUGAUGAGCAUGAUUAUAUUAUUGAAAGAGGUACUACACAUCUUGUAUGGCUUCGCGGCCGCGGACCACUGUCCUCUUUGGCCGGCCUCGAGAUUUCAGACGCGAAAGCGUCAGGCAUGUCUCGCACGGAAUUGCGCAGGGUAUCCCAUAAGAAGCCCAAGUUCCCUACGAACGCUUGGCGGCUCGAAUUACUCGCCCAUCGAGUUCAAGUACCAAAGCAGGAGACCACCUACUGGUGUCGCGUGCAUAAACUGCCGGCAGUACUGAAACAAAAACAUCAUAUUCUACAAUUUGGUCCCGCCAUCCAAGCAGGUAACGAACAUCUUGUACAUCACAUGGAAAUCUUUCAUUGUGCUGGUCCUGUGGACCUGGAAGUGCCCAUGUAUGACGGACCCUGCGACGGAGCUGAUAGACCGGAAAAAACACAGAUCUGCAAGAAAGUUUUGGCAGCAUGGGCGAUGGGUGCGGAUGCGUUUAUAUAUCCAGAAGAAGCUGGUCUAUCCAUUGGUGGGAUUGAUAACAAUCCGUACGUCAUGUUAGAGGUGCAUUACAAUAAUCCCGAGCUGCAUCAAGGCGUCAUCGACUCUUCUGGGAUCCGCUUUAUUCUUACCAAGAGUCUCAGAAAGUAUGACGCUGGCGUAAUCGAGUUGGGACUUGAAUACACUGAUAAAAUGGCUAUACCUCCAGGGCAGGAAGCUUUUACACUGUCCGGACAUUGCAUAACCGAAUGCACCGGAGUCGGACUGCCACAGAAUGGCAUUCGCAUUUUCGCUUCUCAACUGCAUACACAUCUAACAGGCACCAAAGUCAUUACCCGUCAUGUGAGGGAUGGCGAAGAGCUGCAACCAUUAAACUAUGACAAUCAUUAUUCCACUCAUUUCCAAGAGAUUAGACUAUUACCGAAACCGGUUACCAUUCUACCUGGAGAUUCCCUGAUAACUACAUGCACUUAUAACACUAUGAAAAGAGAUAACGUGACUCUUGGCGGCUUUGCUAUAUCUGACGAGAUGUGCGUCAAUUACGUUCAUUACUACCCAAAUGCGCGAUUAGAGGUGUGCAAGAGUGCGAUAAGUGACGAUGCUUUGCGAACGUACUUUCGUUAUAUGCGAGAAUGGGAAAAUCAAGGGACUAGCACAGAGAAAGGUAUUUCAGCAAAUUACAAAAGCAUCGAAUGGACCAAGAUCCGCGUGGAAGCCCUUCACGAUCUUUACGAAGCUGCACCUUUAGGAAUGCAGUGUAAUGGGUCCGAUGGUUCUCGAUUACCUGGCUUAUGGGACAAUAUCGCAGCGACACCCGUUAGAUUGCCUUUGUCACCUCCAGCCAGAGAUUGCGUGAAACCUUCGCUAGAGCAAGAGAUCUUAGAUCAAAUGUAAAGCUUAACUGUUUGAUUUCAAAAUUAUUUUUAAUUAUUCAAUCAUGCUGUUAUGUUAAAAUUUUGAAUGAGCAAACAAGAAAUUAAAAUUCUAGUCUAGAACAUAAACUACAAGUUUAACAUUACCUGCUUAGAAAUUUCUCCAAAUAAAACUUGUGACAUUUACUCUAA
Molecule: messenger RNA, 2258 nt
Organism: Ooceraea biroi (clonal raider ant)
Lineage: Eukaryota; Metazoa; Arthropoda; Insecta; Hymenoptera; Formicidae
Gene: Tbh
Product: tyramine beta hydroxylase
Biological process (GO): norepinephrine biosynthetic process; dopamine catabolic process; octopamine biosynthetic process
Cellular component (GO): secretory granule membrane
Molecular function (GO): copper ion binding; dopamine beta-monooxygenase activity
Source: RefSeq, a predicted model, not a curated record